Molecule: messenger RNA, 6462 nt
Organism: Homarus americanus (American lobster)
Lineage: Eukaryota; Metazoa; Arthropoda; Malacostraca; Decapoda; Nephropidae
Product: alpha-tubulin N-acetyltransferase-like
Exons: 10
Coding region: 133-1503 (456 amino acids)
Biological process (GO): alpha-tubulin acetylation
Cellular component (GO): microtubule
Molecular function (GO): tubulin N-acetyltransferase activity
Source: RefSeq, a predicted model, not a curated record
UGUGUUGUCAUCGAUCAGUUGUUGUAGGGAGGGUGUCGUCUGCUGGUGCUGGUCAGCCAAGCCUCUGCAACAUUCCCUCAUACAAACUCCCGCUCACAUCUUCUGCCCACCCGUUCCAGCCGCCAAUUAAACAUGGAAUUCCGAUUCGACGUGAGGACUCUAUUACCGGAUGAAAUAACACUAGUGGAUAAUAAUCUAAUAAUUGGUGAUUGGAAGUCGACAACCAAAAACAGGGUAGAAUACCAGGAGCUGUACCAGAUCAUUAACGCGAUAGGAGAGGCCUCAUCCUUUGCCCAGGGCCUCAACAAUGUUAUUACUACAGCAGAUAAGCUCCAGACUUCUGACCACCUGUUGUAUCUCAUGAAGGAGGAGGAUGAGUCCAUAGGACAGUGUCUUCUUGUUGGUAUGCUUAAGAUUGGCCGCAAGAAGCUCUUCCUUCUGGAUACUUCACAGCGGACAAAGGAGUGUGCUCCUCUCUGUGUCUUAGAUUUUUAUAUUCAUGAGUCACGACAGCGCAGAGGCUAUGGCAGAAGGCUGUUUGAUUAUAUGCUGCGGGAUCAAAAUGUUUUACCCGGUCACAUGGCAGUUGAUAAGCCCUCAGAUAAGUUCCUGGGAUUCCUGCGGAAGCACUACAACCUCUACAAGCAAGUCAGCCAAAUUAACAACUUUGUUGUCUUUGAUGCUUUCUUCACUGAUAGGCCAAUUGUAUCUGAAGAAGCCGCUUUGACUUAUGUGAGUCGUAGCCCCCGUGCUGUAUCUCCAGACGGCAGCCAUUCACAAAGUGCAUCUCGACGUUCCUCUACCUCUAGCUAUUGCCACUCUGCUGGCCGUCCUUCUAAUUCCUCUCGACAAGCUAACAGCAUGGUUGAUAUUCUUCAUGGCCGCCCUGACCGUCACUCUACAACUGCUCGACUCGCGCCUCGCUACCAAACGACUCUAGAGUGGAUGCGAGGACCGAAUUCUGGGGGUGAAUCUCCAUACUCUCGCACCCCCACGUCAUACUCUGCAUCUCGCACCCCGUCAAAUACUGGCUCCCCCCUACGUACCCCAUGGGGUGGCUCUCCUCCACGUACUCAUCCUUACACCCCUCCUACUACUUCACAGCCCACCAGCCGCAAAGACAGCGUUGACCAAGUGGAUGGAAACAGAAGUCUUGAGGGAUCAUUUGCGCCAACACCAGCCACUUCCCCAGAGCGUCAUUCCCCCGCCAAAGAUGGAGAAGAUGUGAUUGAUCAGCAGCCCUCAGUGGAGGAAGAUGGAAUGGUGGAGAAAGUAGAGAAAUUGUCAAUGUCUGCUGGCCCACAGUCGCCAGUCAAGUCACCUGAGCUCUGUGGAUUGGUCUCACUCUGCAAGACGAGCCAGUGGCGUGAUAGUGUGUCUCGCCCAUCAACAUCGUUGGCAGAGCGAAUGUCAGCGCCCUCAGGCUCCACCAUGACCGGUGUCCUACAUGAAAAUGAAUCUGUUCAUGGACACUUGAAAUUCCAUCACCAUGCCUUAUGGUAAUAAAGCAGAAAGUGAGUGCUUCUUGUCUUUACCACCAAGCAAGAGAGCCUUUAUUGCUGCCAGGUUAUUGACUUGUCACUUGGGUUGAAGAGGUCCCAGGUGGCUGACAGUUGACACAUCAGCAUUCCCUGAUACCUGUAAACACUGCAGCUCAUCUUUAUGUGGUGGCUACAACUUGCAUUCCUGCCUAAUUUUUAUGUGCACACUAUGGUACUAUAGUUAUUUAAUAGGUCAGGUGUUAUUUUUACUUUAGGUCAAGGAUUGUAUGAUUUUACAUUUUAUUUACCAUUCAUAACUCACUGGAUAAAUUUAUACAGGGCAAAAGUUAAAGCUAUAUGUUGUAAAUUUAACAUGAUAUUUUUAUUGUGGUGUUACUGGUACUAUGUAAAAGUUGAGGUGGAAUGUGCUCAAGGUUGUGAUUUCAGUCUGUGGGUUUGAUAUCCAGUAAGUGAAAAGUUUAAUUUUAUUAGGAAAUAUAUAUACUGUAUAACACUGAACAGAGAAAUCUGGAUUAAAUUCUCUGACAACUACUAUCUAUUGUACGCUUUUAUCUAGUGGGAUAUUUGUCACUGGAGGACCUUGACGUAUUUAGCAUCCCGAGUUAGAGUGCUGCCAAGCAAACUGUUACGCUCUAAUUACUUGGGUGUGGAAUAAGUUUUUAAUAGACUGAUAGAUGAAGAGAUAGACAUAAAGUGGAGGAUUAGCUAAGCUUUUAAGCUUAAAAAUACUAUAUUAAAUGCAAAACGUCAGGAUAUUCCCAGUAUUAUGAUAGCAGAGUGCGAUUCAUAUCAAACGUCAGCUUUACUCAUUGCAUUAUUACCCAUCAUUUCAUUGUAUGCAUUUUGGGGAACUAAAAUACCUGUACUUAGUCUUAUCUGAUAAUCUCGUUAGAACUUUUAAUGACUCAAGGAUGUCUGCCAAAGAAACUACUGCUUUAUGGGGUUAGUUAUGUCAUGUAACAAGUACUGUGCCUGAUCACCUUGGUUUAUAACAUUUAUUAGAGAUCUGAUACCAUUGUUAACGUGGUAUAUACAGUACAGUAUUUAGCAUUGGAAGGGCUUAUAGCAAUUAUUAAUAGGGUACUGUACCAUUAUUGUGUGGUAGGUGGGUGGUAUAAAGUGAUACAGUAUAAGGAUAUAUUGUAGAUGUAAUUCAGUGUUUUGUGAGGCUUGGUGCACCCGUUCCAUCUCCUGUUGUUGGGGUUGGAGUAAGGUUGAUAGGUGGUUAGAUAUAUGGGUGGUAUAUUUAGUACAGUACUCAAGUACCAUCAUCGGCUGGAGAUGCCCUCAUUGUCCAACUUGACUGCCAUGUUCACAAACCUGUUGACUGCACUGUGUAUACAGUACACUAAGCACUAUUCUGGAGCAAAAUCUGUUAUGUACUGCACUUGCUGAAAAUAUUCCCAUUAUUCUAGAAGCUUAAAAUGGGAAAACAUGUUUCAUCUGCAUUGUGUUGCUAUUUAGAAUAUUUAGAACAACUGAACUUAAUUUGAUAUAUGGUAGUAGGUAAUUACUGAACACUGAAAUGACUUGCCUUAAAUUUGCACUUUUUUUACAAUUAAGUAGCAUGAUGUAGUCCUUUGUCUGUAAGGAUAUGUAAACUUCCAGUUUCUGCCUUAUUAUGACAAUAUUAUUAUUAAAUCAGUACAGGAUAUUCAUGAUUGAAAUGAAUGGUACGCAGCUAUUUUAUUUUUAUAUUUUUUAAGGGUACGAUAUGUAAAACCUGAUAACAACCAUUAGGCUUCUCAGAAGAUUGAUUUUAUUUUGGUAGAAGAUCAUGAACAAAGUUUUUGCAGAACAGGAAGGCCUUCUCAUUUAUUCAUAAGCUAGGGAUACUCAUGCUUUGUUUGAACUGAUUGUUUACAAGUUGAAGUGGCAUUAUGUUGUGCACAUUCCUUUAUUAGUUUUUAUGUUAAACCUUUUUGACGAACUUUUUAUAUGUUUCUUCGUGUCAGUGUAAAAAUGAGUUAAUGGCAGGUUCACCUGAAAAUAAGUAGUUAUGUGUUUAUCUUUUUUGAUGUGACAACAAUGUACAAAUUGGUUUAGGAAGAAGAGGUGAACCUAAGGUGGCAUAAAUAUUUUUCAAUAUUCAUUUUAGUAUUAAUUUCAGUUACAUGGCCCUCAAAUUUUGGCCCUCAAAUUUUCACACUAAUGGAUUUGUUUCGUUUUGUUUGAUAGAUUCUACUUGCUUCCUUUUGGUGUAAGUGUAGAUAAAGAUAUGUUUAACAAGAAUUAUUUAUUGUUGAUUUAAAAUGGAGAAAAUAUUAAUAACAAUAUAGAGAAGGCUUUUGGCACUAAUAAAGGAACCCAUAGGUAAGGUAAAUGAUACAUCUUCCAACUUGGUAUGUUAGGAUAUCAUGUCCAGUUUCAUGCUGGUUAAAAUGUUGUGUAUAAUAGGUGUACAGUACUGUGAAAAACACCUGUAUUUACAGUUGUAAGGAUUAGUGCUAGAUUCAGCAACCAAUUUUUUGUUAUGAAGGAUAUCUGAGUACAUUACAUUUAAGUUAUUAUUUUAUGACUGAUGCUGGGAAAUUAUCAGCACAUUAUCCAUUACACGGUAUGUAGUUAUAGCUUAUUUCAAUAGAGUAAUGUGUUGGUUUGGGGGUAUAACAAAUUUUUCAACUUCCCCCUGGAGAGGAUACAGGCCGCCUCCACACAUUCUCUCGGGAACAUGAUGACAACUCACGUCUCGUUGUCCUCCACUAGUGACCGUUAUUUUAAGUUAAAUUUUUUCUUGCAGUUAAGUUUUUUGAAGUGAGGUAUUUUCUGUAUAAUGUAUGGUCUUAUUUUGUUCCAUAAUUCAUCUUUUUUAAAGGCUCUUUUGCUGUUAAUUUUCUUUUUUGUUUUAAAUUAUAGAGUCCCUCUGGGAAAAUGGUACUGUAUUGUAUAAAGGCAUAUGGUCAAUAUGCUUGUUUCUAAACUAUGCAGUCCAAUACUUACUUUUCUUAAUACUUUUAUUUUACAUGUUUUAAAGUACAGUACAUAGUUGAGGAACUUGUGAAAAGUAUUGAUGCAAAUAAACAGAAAUUUAUUGACAAUGUAAGACUUACCUGACAAAAUUUUGGUAUGAAAAAGCUUUGAAGUAAAACUUAUUGCUUCCAGAGAUAUAGAUCCAGAUGGUCUCUCUGUCAGCAUUCCAGGGAUGAACACAUUGCAAUUUACAAAUCUUAACACAUCUUGUUUGGGAUGUAAGAAGAAUGAUAGACAACUGCAAACUAAAGAAUUUUUGUAGGAUAUGACAAGCUGUAUGGUACUUGAAUUAAUAAUGCAAGUGUCGGUUAAAAAUUGUCAGGUAUUGUAAGUCUUAACAUUGAAAAAUAGACAUUUUUCCCAAUUUUAUUAGUGAAUAUUGCAAAGGGCUUUACACAUAUUUCCAUAUAUACUGUAUAUAUGUACUAUUUAUUUUGUUUCUUUGAACUAAUUUAUUAAAAAUGUGAAGUAGUUUACUUUGUGUUGUCUGUGUGUGCAGCAGUGUUUCAUGUGAGUCAUCAGUGAUGGGCACAAUUUUGAUGCACAAAAUUAUUUCUGUAUAGUACUGUGUAUCUACAAACGUUUUUCUUUCUUAUUAAGAGAUCCAGAAAAAUAAUUUUAUAUGAAUGACAGAGAUUUUGUUGUUUCUAGAUAUUUCUUUAAAAAAUAUUUAUCCACCAAAAAUGAUAAAAAUUUAAGAUUUGCCUUUGUGUCAUAUAUACUGUUUAUAUAUAUAUAUAUAUAUAUAUAUAUAUAUAUAUAUAUAUAUAUAUAUAUAUAUAUAUAUAUAUAUAUAUAUAUAUAUAUUGUUUGAAUCAAUGUAGUACAGUAUUUAUAAAGUGAUGUGUUUAUACAAACAGGCAUUUAUUGUAUUUGGUGCUUAUACAUGAACACAUCAUUACAAAGGAAGUGCAUCUUGCUUUUUGUGAAACCAAAAUUAAUACAGAUGUGAUAUAGUUUAAAAUUCUAGUGUCAGACAGAUACUUUCCAUACAUUUUGAUACAUAUAUGAUAAUUUUAAUGCAUAUAUUCAACUGCCUGUGCAAGGUUGCUGCACUUUUGUAUACUGUAAUAACUACUAUCCAACAGUCCUUCUGUAAGCCAGAAGUCUAUUAAGUGGAAUAAACAAACAUAAGGAAGUGGAAGAGCCAUGGUUAAUAUUAGUAUUCCUGUUUUUAGGAUAACUCUUAUGAAUAGCUGCAUGAAUCUUCACAUGAGAGUUCUGUCUUAACAUUGUGGAAAUAGAUAAGAAUUAUGUGUACAGUACAGUAUAUUCAACACAUAUAUGAACACUGCUUACAGUGGAAAGAUAAAAAUAUGAAAUUAAUUCUCAGACUGGCACACCUGCAUGAUGUAUAUCCUUAAAACAUGAAUACAGUAUAAAGGUUAAUUAGAGCUCCACCUGAUUUAGUUUGUUUAUUCUGUUUAGUUGGUUUUCAGAUCUUGGGGACCCCUGUCCAGGGUGUGAAGGGAUAGUUAGAGUAUUGCUGUCAUGCACUGUACUUUCUCAUCUUUAAGACUAAACUUACUGUAUAACUUACCAUUUAAAGUACUGCAAAAUUUACCUAUUCGAUGUAAGAAUAUUCCAGAAUAUCAUUCCCUUAUGUAAUAUUGAAGAAUUUAAACCUGUUGUCUGAUUUUUGCUACAGUAUAUGUUUUGUUUAUGUAUUUUGUACAACUGACUGCUUCAACUCAGUCUAGAAUAAUUUUUAAUGUAUGUCCAGUCAAACAACUGCAGCUUCAUAGUUAAGUACUGUAAUGAAAAUCCAAGUUGAUGUUUUGGAUUAUAUGUGACAUUGCUGUUGUGGCUUUUGUCAUUGAUUAUAGUUUUAUUAUUGUAAAUGAUGCAGAGAUCUAGAAAUUGUUUUAUUUUAUAUAUUGUAUUAUUAUAUGAUCUGUUUCAUUUGUUCUUUUAACAGAAGCUUUAACUUUAAAAUACUCUGUAACUGUUACCAUUGCCAAGUAAUAAAAAUUAACGUUCAACCAAGUGA